Messenger RNA from Cuscuta epithymum, 1154 nucleotides. The record is from the annotation of a GenBank genome assembly. NCBI's taxonomy places the organism in Eukaryota, Viridiplantae, Streptophyta, Magnoliopsida, Solanales, Convolvulaceae.
AAAAAAAACAAAAAAAAAACGAGCAACAGGAUUUACUACCUCUGUCGAGAGAGAGAAGAGAGAGAGGGUGUGAGUUGGCCGUCGCAAGAGAGAAAGGAUCUCGCCGCAUCACCACCCCAUUGCCGGAGAAGAAGACCCGGUUGUACGCCGGGCUGGUUCACGCUAGAGGAAGAGGAGAAGCUGGAGUUUUUGCCACCGGACCUAAGUGCUGCCGCUGAGCAUCACGGCAAUCCACCAACCAGUCACCGUGGAGAAGCAGUUCGCCGGAGUGGAACCCGUCUGUCGGACGGAAGAAGGAAGCUGCCGGAGUCCACUGGGACUUCUGUGCGGAGGAGAAGGACAUCGUCGCUCGUAUUGCCGCUACUCCCUACGUCGCCAGAACUGUUUUGCGGAGAAGACAACAAAGCAAGGUGAAUUUGGAGAAGAUCGAGGUAGAAGCUUCGGAUAGGAAUUAUCGUGAUUCGAGACAAUGAAGUCAACAAGAAACAAAGUAGAAGACAAUGUCGCCGCACCGACGAAUGCGGAGUUGGCUCAAAAUAUGGUUCAACUCAUCCAGACUAUCGGGAGUGUGUUAGUUCAGAACAAACACCAACAACGUCUCAAAAACCGCAAUGAUGUAGCGAAACUUGUAGCGAAGCGCAAUCCACCGUGUUAUUUAGGCCAAGAAGAUCCUCUCAUCCUUGAGGAUUGGAUUCGCACUUUCGACAAACUUUUCGAUGCUAUAAAUUGCCCUGCAGAUCAACGAAUUAAUACGGCUGCGUACUAUCUACGUCAAGAGGCAGACAAUUGGUGGGCCACGACUGCCCCAACGUUGCGUCAACAACCCGACUUUUCUUGGGAGACGUUCAAGGAGGCAAUGCGAAAAAGAUUCUACCCAGAGCACGUGAGAGCUGAGAAGUAUGAAGAAUUUUUACACCUGAAGCAAAUAGGCAUGACUGUUCAAGAGUACCACUCUAAAUUCUUGAAUCUCGCACGAUUUGCACCCACGCUAGUUCCCGAUGAAAUCGAGAAAACAAAUAAGUUUAUACGCGGUCUGAACUUCGAGACACAAAAAGCUCUUUGCGUUUCAGAAUGCCAAACGUUGAACGAUGCCUACAACAAAGCUGGCAAGCACUAUCGAGUGCAACAACUCCAGAAGAAAACACUCAAGAGAG